Drosophila nasuta is the source of this 6133-nucleotide messenger RNA. It is a transcript of the gene brat, whose product is annotated as tripartite motif-containing protein brain tumor. The coding region runs from base 940 to 4266 and encodes 1108 amino acids. Gene Ontology annotation, molecular function: protein binding; zinc ion binding; mRNA 3'-UTR binding. The transcript has 4 exons. The record is from RefSeq and is a predicted model, not a curated record. Lineage: Eukaryota; Metazoa; Arthropoda; Insecta; Diptera; Drosophilidae.
GUCACUCUGGACUGACAGACGAGAACACUUCGAAAAAGCCGAAGUUUUGCUUGGUGUUGGUUUAAUUUUUACGUUAAUAGUGCAAUUGCUAAUUAAUUUCGAGCACACCAGCAAUUUCAUAAUACUUCUAGUGUUUUAAUAUCACACGUUGCUCAGUCUCACAAAAAAGCAGCAACAUAAGCAAAAAAUAAAAUAUAUAAAAAAGCACCGCGAUUCUUUUGUUAGUGUUCCAUAUACAUGUAUGUGCAUAUGAAUGUGUGCGUGUGUUUGAAACCAGCGCAAAAAAGUCUUAUACAGCAGAAAAGGCGGCAAAAAGAAGCAGCAGAACAACGACAACAACAACGUAACGCAAAGUAAAAUUGCAACAGCAAACAGCAAAAGUUUGUGCAAUGCAAAUGCAUUUAACGUGAAAAUCGGGUGACAGCGGCACAUUGCUCUAUAAACAAACAAAACAAAAGCAACAAAACGUUUUGUGUUUUUGCAACACAUUUCGUUUUAUGUGCGUCAAUGCAGAGGACAGGAAUAAAGCAACGGGCAAAAAUCAACUGCAGCCGAGCCAACAGCAACAACAAAUUGGAAUACAGCAUUUUGUGCGCGCGACUAAAAUUGACAGCAGCCUAAAAGUAUGCUACAAAAAUAUUCAACUUGUUACCGCUACGCAGACGACAGCAGCAACACUAACAGCACCAACAACAACAGCAGCAGCAUAAGUAACGAGCAAAAAGGACCAUAAAAACGCCAAAAAAAAACUUUGAAUUGGCAGCAUUUUUGACAGCAUUAGCAAAGUGAAUGCAACAACAAUCAAACUAGACGAAAAAUUACAACAAUAAAUAAGUCACAGAAUUCAACUGAGAGGACCUUAAGUAUAGAGUGAGAGACUCACUCAGGAACACAAACGCUAAGCAAGCGAUACACACACACGCACACACAGAGAUUAGGAUGGCGUCGUCGCCGACACCAUCUCUGGACUCGAUGCGUGGCGCCAACUCGAUAGAAUCGUAUGAGCACGCUGGCUAUUUAUCCGACUCGCCGCUGACACUGAGCGGCUCAUCGCCACCGGCGAGCGAUUCGGCGAUCUGCAGUGAUGAGUACAUUGCGGGGGGUGGUCCGGUGAGUGUUAAGGUGCGUCAGGAUGUGAGUGUGAUAAAUGGACAUCAUCCGAUUUCGACAUCGGUGUCAUCUAGCUCAUCGGCCAGCUCUUCGUCCUGCUCCUCAUCAUCAUCGUCAUCCUCAUCGUCGUCCUCUUCGUCAUCAUCGUCGUCGUCAACCAGCGGUCUCAGCGGUUGUGGCAGCACCAGCAGCAGCGUCAUCAGUGGCAGCAACAAUGUGACAGCCGUGAGCAAUGGUCCCGGUGUCAUUGGCAGCAAUCUCAAUAGCAACAGCAGCAAUGGCAGCAUUAGCAGUCUCGUUGUCGGUGCCGGCAAAGGCAACAGCAACAACAGCAGCAGCAGCAACAACACCAACGGCAGCAGCAACAUCAGCACUAAUGGCAGCAACAACAACAACAGCAGUAGCAACAACAGCUUGUCGCCAGCACGUUGCACCGCCUGCAAGAGCAAGUGCAGCGAUGCGGUGGCGAAGUGUUUCGAUUGCCAGAGCUAUCUAUGCGCCAACUGUGUGACAGCGCAUGAGUUUAUGCAUUGCUUCAACGGUCACAACGUUUGCCUCAUCAAGGGCUUCGAGGCCAGCGGCAACAGCAACGGCAGCAGCAACAGCAUCAACAGCAGCAGCAACAGCAACUCGAACAAUCCGGCGUCGAGUGACUUCAAGUUCGCCAGUUCGCUGACCAUGAUGUUGCAACAACAGCAGCAGCAAUCGCAGCUGACAGACGUCCAACAACAGCAGCAGCAGCAACAGCAACCAAUGUCACAGCUGUCGAAGAUUGUGCUAGCAGCAGCAGCAGCUGCCGCCAAUCAGACACAACAGGAGCAACAUCAUGACUCUCUCUAUGCCACACACAUGCAACAGCAACAGCAGCAGCAACAACAACAGCAGCAGCAGCGACAACUGUUUUGUGGUCGUCACAAGCAUGAGUUGCUCAAGUUCAGUUGCCGCACCUGCUGCACUCUGGUGUGCAAGGAGUGCAUUGUGCUCGAGCAUUCGACGGGACUCCACGAGCUGGAGAAUGUGCAAUCGCCCGGCAUGCUGACAGCCAGCAACAACAACAGCAACAGCAGCAACAACAGCGCCGCCUCCAAUGAGGCAGCAUUGCAAACUCUGUUGGCCGAUAUGCGUGGCAAGAUCGGAGAGAUCGUGGCCAUUGCAAAUGGGGCCGAACAGAGUGUGAACAAGGUGAAGUUGCAGUAUCAGAAGGCGCACAACGAACUCAACGAGACGCAUCAGUUCUUUGCCUCGAUGCUCGACGAACGUCGCUCGGAGUUGCUCAAGGAUCUCGAGUCUCUGUACACGGCACGUGUCAACAGCAAUGCGGUGUGGCUGCAACGCUCCAAGGAGCUCAUCGACAAGGGUCUCUCCACCUGCGAAGCUGUCGAACGCACCCCGGCAACCGGUGUGCAGUCGCCGCUGCUCACCGAGGCGCUGCUACUGCGCAAGACACUGGAGCAACAGUUGCAGACGGGCGUGCAGGAUUUGCAGCUGCCCUUCGAGCUCGAGUUCAUGUCCAACUAUCAGUCGAUACAGGCCGGAGUGCGCAACACUUUCGGCUACAUUCGUGCCAGCAAUGGCGGAGGAGGAGGCAGCGGCGUCAGCAGUGCCACCUGCUCGGAGGCAAGUCUCAGUCUCGGUCACUUGACGCACAGCAGCAGCAGCCACAACAGUCACGGUCACAACGGACAGAGUCACGGCAAACAGCCGCCGAUUGCUCGACCCACACAGAGCGCCAGCAACAGCAGCGCCAGCAGCGCUGGCAGUCAUCACCAUCAACAUCAGCAGCAACAGCAGCAACACUUGCAGCUGCAACAGCAUCAACAGCAGCAGCAGCAGCAGUUGCUGCCCGGUUUGGGUCUGGGCAGUCUGCUCGACAACAGCAGCGUCAACAGCGUCGUGAAUGGCAGCGGCAGCAGCAGCUAUGCAAAUGGUUUGCGCAGCCUUAACGAGUUGCAGCACUUUGGCGAGUUGCUCCCAAAGAGGAACAGCAGCAGUUCGCAUUACAAUCCGUACGAGAAGUGGAGCAACGGUGGCAGCGAUAAUCUCUUCAAUACGUCCUCGGCUUUGGUCAGCAGCAAUGGCAGCAACUCGGCGGUUGUCGAUGCCUUCGCCAGUCUCUCGAGUGUCGCAUUGAACGGCGGCAACAGCAGCCAGAGCACUGUGAGCAAUGAUUCUCUGCUGGAUUUGACCAACAAGUUGCUCUCCGCUUCGAUUUAUCCACCCAAGUCGCAGAUCAAGCGACAGAAGAUGAUCUACCACUGCAAAUUCGGUGAAUUCGGUGUGAUGGAGGGGCAAUUCACUGAGCCCAGCGGUGUUGCUGUCAAUGCCCAGAAUGACAUCAUUGUCGCCGACACGAACAAUCAUCGCAUCCAGAUCUUUGACAAGGAGGGACGCUUCAAGUUCCAGUUUGGCGAGUGCGGCAAACGCGAUUCGCAGUUGUUGUAUCCCAAUCGGGUGGCUGUUGUCCGCAAUUCGGGCGACAUCAUUGUGACGGAACGUUCGCCCACCCAUCAGAUUCAGAUCUACAAUCAGUAUGGGCAAUUUGUGAGGAAGUUCGGUGCCACGAUCUUGCAACAUCCGCGUGGCGUGACUGUGGAUAAUAAGGGACGCAUCAUUGUCGUUGAGUGCAAGGUGAUGCGUGUGAUCAUCUUCGAUCAGAAUGGCAAUGUGCUGCACAAGUUCGGUUGCUCCAAGCAUCUGGAGUUCCCCAACGGUGUGGUGGUGAAUGACAAGCAGGAGAUCUUCAUCAGCGACAAUCGGGCGCAUUGCGUCAAGGUCUUCAACUAUGAGGGACAAUAUCUGCGGCAAAUCGGUGGCGAGGGCAUCACCAAUUAUCCCAUCGGUGUCGGCAUCAAUUCGAAUGGCGAGAUUCUCAUUGCCGACAAUCACAACAACUUCAAUCUGACCAUUUUCACCCAGGAUGGGCAACUGAUCUCCGCCCUCGAGUCGAAGGUGAAGCAUGCCCAAUGCUUCGAUGUUGCACUGAUGGAUGAUGGCAGCGUUGUACUCGCCAGCAAGGAUUAUCGCCUCUACAUCUAUCGCUACGUUCAGCUGGCUCCAGUGGCCUCACGCAAAAUGGCCAACAACUUGGCCGAUAAAAUUCAGUCAGAAUACAAAAAUUGUUUGAAUUUACAAUUGUUGGAGGAUAUCAAUUAUUAAGUUUAUAUUUACAUAACACAUUCCACAUGCCAAUUUUAUAUUCAAGUUGUUUUGUUCUCACUUUUUUCUGUUUUAAAUCAAUUUUGGGACUCAACAAAAUAAAUGAAAUGAUGAAUAAUUGAAAAUGAGUCUCUACGGUCGAACCGCACACAAAAAAAAACUUAAAAAAAGAUAAAAAAAAAUUAUAUAUUACAAGAAAUUUGCUUAGAAUUCCAAUUGACAUAUUCAUAAUUGUUAGCUUAUACAUCAUUAUUAUACAUCAUACAUACAUAUAUAUUAUAUUCAUGCAUUGACAUCUACGUACAUAAGCAAAUACAUACCAACAUCUAGUUAUAGUGCAUCAUGAAAUCAUCAUCUAGUCAUUUUAAUUAUUAAACCCAACAUACAUAAGCACAUAUGUAUUUUUUAUAACAAAAACAAAAACGAAAAGAAAAAAAAAAACGAAAACGAAAAUGAAAAUGAAAAUAUUCAUAUGAAACACCAAUUAAAUGUUAAAUGUCGUUACAAUUAAGUUGAUAUGUUUUAACACAAGCUACAAUUACAAUUUUAAAAAUAACAAUUGAUUGAUUUUCUGCGAAAUGAAGAAAUGAUCAAGAAUGAAAUGGAAUGAUGAAGAAAAGUUGAAUGUUUUAGAUGAACAUAGUAUACAGGGUGUUGCUAAAUGGCUUUAUAUACUUACUUACACAUGCUAAAAACACACUUACACAUAUUUAUUAAAUACAUACAUGUUUUUCUAUAUGGUUAUUUAUUCAAUGCCCCCAAUUGUUUAACCCAACUCUUAGUUAAAAAAAAAAGAAAAACACACACACAAAACGAAAAAAGAAUAUAAAUAUUUUCGCUCAAAUUUAGUUGAUUCAUAUGAGAAUGAAAGUUUGUUAAAGAAAAAGAAAAUGUGAAAAUGCAAAAAAUAUAAUGAUGAUUAACGAAAGGAUUAAGGACUGAAAGGUAAAUGAUAUAUCAAUGGGUUAAGGUUAACAUUGCAGGUUAGCACUCUUGGCUGUUUUUUGGGAGAGAAUUGACGAUGGAAUGAAAUUGUUAAAUUUAUGUUAAUGAAAUAUGAUGAAAAGUAAACCCAAAAAUAUGAUAAAAACAAAAAAUGAAAAUGCAAAUGAAAGAAAAUAAAACACAUACACACAUGGCCCACCAAUGCAUACUAUAUGCGCACUGUUUCUUAUAUAAUGCAUAUAGAUCAGAGUACUACGAACACCCCCCAGAAACACCGAUCACAGUUACAGAUACACAGAUAACGAUACAUUUACAGUUGCAGAGAUCCAUAGUUACACCCGAAACAUUUGAAUUCAGUAUUACAUAUAAUUUAACUGACUAAACUAACUUUAACUGCCAACUCUUCUCCUCUAUAUCUAAAACGCUGCUACUAAAAUGCAUUCAUUAUAUAUGGUAGACAUAGUAGACACCCUGCAUAUGUACUUAAAGCCCCCACUCUUAUAAAAACAAGUUGAAGAAGUAGAUCAAGAAGAAUAUGAAUAUGAAGAAGAAGAAGAAGCACACAGCAAGAUGGCAAUUCUCAAGAACUAAACGCAUAUGAAACGCAUUUACUUAAUAUACAUGCAUAUAACUUAUAUAUAUUUUUAUGUAUUAAUAUUUUUAUUAACAACCAAUACCAAGAACAACAAUGGGAAUAACAAAUUAACAAUUACCAAUACAAUACUUACACAUGCAUAUAUAUAUAUAUAUGUAUAUCUAUUAUAUGUAUAUGAAGUAUAUGAAAAGUAUUCUUAAUGUAAAAUACCGAAUGUAAUAAAUGUGAAUGUUAUUAACUCAUUAUACUAUUAUUAUUACGAUUCUGAUUGUAUGGGCUAUUAACCCAUUGAUAACUAAAUGGAAAAACCAAAAAAAAAAAACACAA